UGUAGGCCGGAUUCAUAGAGCUACAUGAACGCGCGCUGUCGCUGUGGUGUCCGUUGUUGUCUGUUGGUAUUGUCCAUGAUCUAUUAUUGGACGGCAGCGCUUGAUGAAUCCCAUUUGCCUCGCUUCUCUUUGGUGUAUUUUAACUCUCAUAACAUAGAGCAACACGGCCGAUGCGGCCAGUCUCAUAAAUAAUCACUACUUUGAGGUUGAUGGCCUUUCGAGUAAAUAUCGCAAGAACAUAAAUUGAUAUGGAUUUAUUUUUACAUAGCAAAAUGGUAGGUACGUCAUUUUGCAUAAUUUAAUUCCAUUUUUUAAUUUUUAGAAAUAUAUUCUGAGAUUAUAACAUCACUCUGUUUUUAUUUAUUUCUUUAUGACAUCAUUUGUCAAAAAGUCAGUUUAGUUUUUGCGAAUAAAAAUUAUUUGACUUGGAAAAUGUCACGAAAUCCGAUUUUGAAUAUACUCAAUCGAUUACAACUGAGCAGGAAAUAUUGUACUUGUCCUUGUACACCCUCAGAAACACCAAAAGAUACUCAACUUUCAAUACUUGAUAAUGGAGUUCGCGUGGCUACUGAAGCAUCGAGCUCAUCGAUGGCAUGUAUAUCUCUGUUUAUUGAAGCUGGUCCGCGAUUUGAAACCACUUGUAACAAUGGCAUCACACACUUUAUGGAACGCAUGUCGUUCAAAGGAUUUAAAGGCAUGACGAAAAGCAAACUCAACGAAUAUCUACGAGGCAUGGGUGCAAAAAUGUCCUCAAAAACUUCUAGAGAAAUACAAACAUUCUCAGCUAAAUGUAUUCCAGAAGCCGUACAUGAUGUUGUGGGUUAUUUAGGUAGCAUAAUCACAGAUUUGGAACUUUCGGAAUGUGAAAUUGAGAAUGAAAAACGCAACAUGGAACAAGAGAUAAUCGACGCAGAGAAUGAUCCUAAACAAGUUCUGUUUGAUUACCUACACCAAAGUGCAUUUCAAGGCACCCCACUGGCGCAACGCGUAAUUGGACCUACUGCCAAUAUUUCACGAUUUGAUAAAUGUUUACUUACUUCUUUUAUGUCGGAUCAUUAUCAACCGUACAAAUUGGCGCUUGUCAGUGUAGGCAAUGUUGACCACGAUAGUAUGGUAAGUUACGCCAAAGCUAAGUUUGGCCAUAUGGUUGGAGACCCUUGUUGCACGUCAGAAGAAGGCCCGUGUCGUUUUACAGGUUCUCAGGUAGUAUUUAGGGAUGACUCUAUGCCCUAUGCUCAUGUUGCGGUUGCUCUCGAAGCUCCUGGCUACGGUAGUUCCGAUUACCUAGCGUUGAUGGCUGCUAAGACUAUGAUUGGAAGUUGGAGUAAGGGUCAGGGUGGAAAAGACAAUAAUGCUUUGCCUUUAGCGAGAGCUGGUUCAGUUGAUGAUCUUUGUGAAUUUUAUGAGGCAUUCUAUAUUCCAUAUCGUGACGUAGGUUUAUGGGGUAUCUAUUUUGUGUCGAAGAAAAUGGACGUCGAUGACAUGCUGUAUAAUGUGCAAAAUGCAUGGAUGGAAAUGUGCGUCUCAAUCCAGUAUCAUGAUGGAGAGCGAGCAGUGAACGCGCUGAAGCUAGAAAUGGCUCGAAAGUUCGACGGUGCCUUUCGUUCGUGCUACGACCUCGGUUUCCAAACAAUGUAUUCGUGCGGCCGACAAGGCAUUAACGACAUUUAUUUUAAUCUGAAAGGAAUAAACUAUUUAAACAUCAAAGCUGCUAUGGAGAAAUGGAUAUAUGACAGAUGCCCUGCUGUAGCUGCCGUUGGUCCUACAGAGUGUUUGCCUGAUUAUACUAGGAUAAGAGCUGGUCAGUAUUGGCUCAGAUUAUAGGUAAUAUUCAUUUAUUAUUUUGUUAUAAUAAAUUUACUAUUGUUUAUAUUUUUGGAUUCUUUAUUUGAAUAAACAUCAUGUAAAAUAAUGUACUUUUUAUACUUACAGAAAAUAUCCAAGACACAACACAGUGUCAAAAACAUAAUAAUGAAAACAUAACAUAACAUUCAUAUAUAAUACAUUAAAUUUAAAAUGAAAUUAAUUGAUAACGUGUCAUACAGUAUAUACAUAUAUAUCACAUUAAUACACACAUAAUCGCCCGGCGCUUGCGCUGACGUCCGGUCGUGUGUGCGUGAGUCGUUGCUAUAAACAAUGGCUUCUAAUGUCGUGAAAUGUACAAGUUGCAAUUUGGUGAUAAAUGAAGUUUUAGCUUUCAUUUGUAAUAAAAUAGAUGUGAUGGACGAACCGGGUAUCACCCAAAUAUGUGUUAGUGCUUUUUCGGAGAGUGAAAUAUUGGAUGCCAAAAACUUGCUAUUUGAAUCCAUAACGACCUCGAAGCGCAAAAAGAUAAGAAAACGUCUUGGAAAAACGCAGCGAGAUAUUGAUGACAUUGUCUGCUUAUUGAAGGAGACGGACCCUGAAGAAAUUCCGGUGUUUGUGGCGCGAGAUCUGCAGAAGU
Messenger RNA from Chilo suppressalis (striped riceborer), 2443 nucleotides. The record is from the annotation of a GenBank genome assembly. Lineage: Eukaryota; Metazoa; Arthropoda; Insecta; Lepidoptera; Crambidae.